Messenger RNA from Jatropha curcas, 1061 nucleotides. RefSeq names its product tropinone reductase homolog At2g29290. Lineage: Eukaryota; Viridiplantae; Streptophyta; Magnoliopsida; Malpighiales; Euphorbiaceae. Gene Ontology annotation, molecular function: oxidoreductase activity. The record is from RefSeq and is a predicted model, not a curated record.
GUUGCUGCCGCCAAUCAAGUAUUGGUAUUUAAUACAACUUUUUUAGUCCUCAGUUGGGCAAUUAGGAUAAAAAAUGGCAGAAACAGAGCUUGGUAGCAGAGACCAAAGGUGGUCUCUUAAAGGCAUGACUGCUCUUGUCACUGGUGGAACCAAAGGCAUCGGACGUGCAAUAGUUGAAGAACUAGCAGGAUUUGGAGCCAGAGUUCAUACAUGUUCACGUAACGAGAAAGAUUUUAACGAAAGGGUUAAAGAAUGGAAAGCUAAAGGCUAUCAAGUAAGCUUCUCUGUCUGUGAUCUCACUUGUAGAACCCAGAGAGAGAAGCUGAUUGAUACAGUCUCCUCUGUUUUUGAUGGAAAGCUCAACAUCCUUGUGAAUAAUGCUGGAAUAGUAGCCCUCAAAGAUUGUUUGAAUUAUACUAGCGAAGAGUACUCAAACAUAAUGAGUACAAAUCUUGAGGCUCCAUAUCAUAUAAGUCAACUAGCACAUCCACUUCUCAAAACAUCAGGAAAUGGAAGCAUUGUUUUUAUAUCCUCUAUUGCUGGUAUAGUCUCUUUGCCCAUCAUAUCUGUAUAUGCAGCCACUAAAGGGGCAAUCAACCAAUUGACCAAGAAUUUGGCUUGCGAAUGGGCGAAAGACAAUAUUCGCACAAACACUGUUGCUCCAUCGGGUGUCAAGACCGAAAUCCUGACAGAACCUGACCUUGCUGUUAUAAAGGCAUACGGUGGGGUAUUAGAUCGCACUCCAAUGGGUCGCAUGGCGGAGCCAAACGAGGUAUCAUCGGUGGUGGCAUUCCUUUGCCUUCCAGCUGCUUCAUACAUAACUGGCCAAAUUAUUUGUGUGGAUGGAGGGAUUACUGUAAAUGGUCUUUCACCAAAUUAAAACCAAUAUUUGUCUCUUCCAAACUUCAAAAAGCAUCUAAAUUGUAUUUGCAGCUGUAAACUAGUUAAAAUCUGGGAUUUCGCAUUCUUAAAAGUUGUAAGAUGUAAAAAUAUAAUUCAAACAAUUAUGUUCUGUUGUACUGUAUUAUCUCCUUAAUACAAGUUGAAUUCAUUUAAACAAA